Messenger RNA from Argiope bruennichi, 1745 nucleotides. RefSeq lists its product as uncharacterized. The record is from RefSeq and is a predicted model, not a curated record. The coding region runs from base 207 to 875 and encodes 222 amino acids. Lineage: Eukaryota; Metazoa; Arthropoda; Arachnida; Araneae; Araneidae. The transcript has 3 exons.
GCCAAGAAAUGGGAUGUCUCUUGACGUCGAAGAGCUCAUAAAAAUUCCAGUCAUUAAGUCUUCUAUUUGGGACAUUUUUGCCAAAGCUCUUGACUUUAGCUCUCUCCUAAAAGGGUUCUUUGCUGUUGGCAAAUGUCCGAUGUCAUCAAAUGUUGUUUGUUCCUUCGUGCUAGAUUCCUCAUCGGCUGCCCCAUCAAGUUUCCCGCAUGGCUUCUGGAACGAUGCCGCUGGUCCACAGACUGCUUUACGCUCUCAGAGCCUUAGCGGAUGACGAGCCCCCUCCCUCCAGAAGAUCACGUAAAACUUCUGAGCGACAUCGACAAGCUGUUGCCCUUGUAAUUACGUUCAGAGAUCUCUUUACCUCCAGUGGAUUAAAUUUUCUUCUGGAAGACUUGGAGGCUAAUCGAACUUGCAGGAAAAAGAUGCAUAACUCUUCUCAACAAUUGGAGACCCCUAAAUGCGAGCUAGGAAAGGCGUUUAAGAUUUCAGACAGUGAGCAUCCACUUGCCACCAGCGAAAGCAUUGAUUUCUUUGAUGAUCCAAAAACUCUUUCACGUGACUUGACGCCUUCUGGAUUGCCAAGUGCUGGGUCGCCUUCCAAACUGCUAGUGCCAGUGAGCGCAGGAUCUGGAAUGCGGAGGAAAGAAACUCUGGCUAUUCCUUUAUCUCCGGAAGACGAGGACAAAACUGUGAAUGCUCUUCGGAAAGUUCUGAAGUGGUCGCCCAGGAAACAGAAUUUAGCCACAUUCUCUGUCCCUUUGCCCAGAGAGGAGGAACACAAAGCAGUUGCUGUCGUGCAAAAUGCCGUCAAUCGGGUGAAAGAGGAGCAACAGCAGAAGAGAAAGUUUAAACUAUUUAAACUGAAAUUCUGUUGAUGCUGCUCAUAAGAUUUGGCGAUUAUUUAUUUCACAAUCAAACUCAGCUUAAGGUUUAAGGAAUUUAGAGAAAAAGAAACUGAGUAAAAAAAUAACGAGUAUUAAGUUAUAAGUGAUUUUCAACAGCUCUAUGUUUUGAAGCCAAUAUUUUCGAUCACUUUUAAUCAUCUGAAAAUGUUUGUCUUCCUUCAAGUGAAACAACAUUUUAAUAGUAAAAUGAUUGUUUAUUAAAAAAAAAAGCCAGGAAAUAAUCCAUAUCUUAUUGAUGUUACAACAGGAAAUAUUGUUUUAAGAUUUAUCAAAUAUAAAAUCUAUUUAGUGCAAUUUUAAUAUUUUUACUCUCUUUUAAGGAUACCAUUCUAUUUCAUAUUGAUACAAUAGAUUAAUAAGAAAUGGAUUUAAUUUUGAUGAAAAUUUUGCUCGUAUUUUCAAUUUCUGUUUGUUAUCAUUCCGUGGCCUUUAAGCAGAUGCAUCACACAAAUUAAUUCAUACGAAAGGACUUUCGGCAAUGAUGUUUUUUUAAUUUUAUUAUUGUUAUUAUUUUGUGUCGUACAAAACUUAUUUGUUUCCUUGAGCAAUUUUGCACGUUUUAUAGAACGAUUCAUUCCUGGAUUGGAGAAAAUAUGUGGCGAUAGAAAACAUUUCAUCUGAAUAACAUUUCUGCUAGAAUAGCUAUGAAUGAAAUCCUUAUGAACGAAAUGAAGGCAAUGGAAGACAGCACUGUCCAUCAGUUUUUUUUCUUUUCUUCUUAUGAUUUCUGAAAUGUUCAAUGAAAAGCGUUUACCAUUUUUUUCCUCCUAUGUAUUUACAUGUAACCUGUGUUCUAUGUAACAAAAUAAACUAAUUUGUUUUAAAUAAAAAUGUAAAUAU